AUUCAACAUCCAUAUAUACAGUAAAACAAGAUGGCAGGACUACCCCGCAGGAUUAUAAAGGAAACUCAGCGUUUGCUGGCAGAGCCUGUUCCUGGAAUAAAGGCUGAGCCUGAUGAGGCAAACGCACGCUACUUCCAUGUGGUGAUUUCAGGGCCCCAGGACUCCCCUUUUGAAGGUGGCACCUUUAAACUUGAACUCUUUCUGCCAGAGGAGUAUCCCAUGGCAGCACCCAAAGUGCGAUUCAUGACCAAAAUCUACCAUCCCAACGUGGACAAGCUUGGUAGGAUAUGCCUGGACAUCUUGAAAGAUAAAUGGUCCCCUGCUUUGCAGAUCCGCACAGUGCUGCUAUCAAUCCAAGCAUUAUUAAGUGCACCUAACCCUGAUGACCCACUUGCUAACGAUGUUGCAGAGCAGUGGAAAUCAAACGAAGCCCAAGCCAUUGAGACAGCUCGCACAUGGACCAGGCUUUAUGCUGGAAACAACAUUGAGGUAUAGAAGAAAACAGACAACCACUGGACGUAAACACAAAACCAAGAAGAUCUCCUUUAUUUGCAUUUAAAGGACACAGUCUUAGAUAAAAACAAGUUAAAAGCAAGC
Molecule: messenger RNA, 597 nt
Organism: Esox lucius (northern pike)
Lineage: Eukaryota; Metazoa; Chordata; Actinopteri; Esociformes; Esocidae
Gene: ube2nb
Product: ubiquitin-conjugating enzyme E2Nb
Source: RefSeq, marked provisional